Molecule: messenger RNA, 665 nt
Organism: Apodemus sylvaticus (European woodmouse)
Lineage: Eukaryota; Metazoa; Chordata; Mammalia; Rodentia; Muridae
Gene: Dctpp1
Product: dCTP pyrophosphatase 1
Exons: 3
Coding region: 75-587 (170 amino acids)
Biological process (GO): nucleoside triphosphate catabolic process
Molecular function (GO): nucleoside triphosphate diphosphatase activity
Source: RefSeq, a predicted model, not a curated record
ACCGUGAUUGGUCGGAACCCUGAAGGCGAGCUUGGCGCGGGGUUUGCUCCCGCGCGGCGGGACUGGUGGGCAGAAUGUCCACCGCUGGUGACGGUGAGCGCGGUAAUGUGGGUCAAGAAGAUGCUGCUGCUGCCGGCCCGUUCAGAUUCAGCCCGGAGCCCACGCUUGAGGACAUCCGACGCCUCCAUGCGGAGUUUGCUGCUGAGCGGGACUGGGAGCAGUUCCACCAGCCUCGGAACCUGCUGCUAGCCUUGGUGGGAGAAGUGGGCGAGCUGGCAGAACUCUUCCAGUGGAAGCCGGAUGCAGAGCCUGGUCCUCAAGCAUGGCCUCCGAAGGAGAGAGCAGCCCUUCAAGAGGAGCUUAGUGAUGUCCUCAUCUACCUGGUGGCAUUAGCAGCUCGCUGUCAUGUGGAUUUACCUCAAGCAGUAAUCUCCAAAAUGAACACCAACCGCCAACGUUACCCAGUCCACCUGUCCCGAGGUUCUUCUUGCAAGUACACAGACUUGCCCCGUGGGGCCAUCUCUGAAACCCAGGCUGUGGGGGCUGGGGACCCUGCCUCUGAGCUGAGGAACCAGGCUUCUGCCUAGAAACAUGGUCUGGUCUUAGUAAAUCAUAGGUCUGGGCCCGAGUGUUUGCUCUCGAAAUAAAAUAACUUAAGGCAACAA